AUGGCUUCCGGGCUCAAAUCUUUUGCCGUUAUAUCUAAGUGGCUUCUUCUUGCGCUGCUGCUGAAGGCCGUCUGUGCUGCAAGCCUUAGUUACAACGGCCUUGCUCAAACACCUCAAAUGGGCUGGGAUACCUACAACGCCUAUGGCCUUGCAUACAACGAAUCCACAAUCCUUACCAACGCCGAACGACUAGUCUCCCUUGGAUUCCGUGACCUAGGCUACCGCGUCGUCAUCUUUGACGAUGCCAUGACGGAGCUCGAUCGCAGUGCCAAUGGGACCUUGAUUGCGAACGCAGCCAAAUUUCCCUCAGGACUCCAGAACAUAGCGAACCAGCUCCACGGUUAUGGCCUGUAUUUUGGAGUGUAUAGUAGUGCGGGCAAAUAUACCUGCGGAGGAUACCCCGGAAGCCUAGGAUAUGAGACUCAGGAUGCGGCAUGGUGGUCAAGCAUGGGUGCAGAUUAUCUGAAAUACGACAAUUGUUACAACGAAGGCCUUUCGGGCACGCCAAAGUUGAGCCAAGAUCGAUAUGCUGCGAUGUCGAACGCUUUGAACGGGACGGGACGGGAUUUUGUAUACUCGUUGUGUAACUGGGGAGACGAUAAACCUUGGGAGUGGGCAUCCACAAUAGCCAACAGUGCCCGUAUCUCCGGCGAUAUCCAAGACAGCUUCUCCAUGCCUACAACGUCGUGCCCCUGUGGUCCUGACGAGUACUACUGCCAGCUUCCUGGCUAUGGCUGUUCGGUGAUGAACAUCCUCGGCAAGGCCAGCCCUAUCCGCAGCAAAACCCAAGCGGGAUACUAUAACGACCUGGACAUGCUCGAGGUAGGCAACGGCGGCAUGAGCUACGACGAAUAUAAAGUCCACUUUAGCAUGUGGGCGGCCAUCAAGUCUCCGUUGAUCAUGGGGAACAAACUCGACCAGCUUUCCCCCGAGGAUUAUGCCAUCCUGAUUAACCCGGCGGUGCUGGCCAUAUCGCAGGACCCCAGCAUCAGUGCUGUCUCCAGGACAGUCAGGCAGCAGGUCGACGACACGGACGCGUGGGGGUUUGGAGAAAUCCAAGUGUGGCAAGGAAGCCUGAGCAAUGGCGAUCAGGUGGUCGCCUUCCUCAAUGCGGGCAACAACUCGCGCAUCAUGUCCUAUAGCCUUGUCGACGUCUUCGGUGGCCUCCGCACGAACACAAAUGCCCAAAAGAGCUGGGACCUGUUCGAUGUCUGGGGUAACCAGACGGUCAUGAGCACCGAGGUGGCGGCACAGGUGUUGAACGGCACGCUUGCGGUGGGGAACGCGACGGGAUAUUACAAUGCCAGCGAGACGAGUUGGGCAACGGGGUUGAACCAGAGCAAUCCUCUCUUGAUCGGCACGCUGGUUGGGACGGUCCGUGGCGGGGGGAUGUUGCAGGCACAGGUGCCUAGGCAUGGGAUUCAGAUGUGGCGGUUGAGACAGGCUGCAGGGACCAGGACAAAGCGAGACGAGCUGUAA
Cladophialophora psammophila CBS 110553 is the source of this 1479-nucleotide messenger RNA. RefSeq lists its product as uncharacterized. Gene Ontology annotation, biological process: carbohydrate metabolic process. The coding region runs from base 1 to 1479 and encodes 492 amino acids. The record is from RefSeq and is a predicted model, not a curated record. The transcript is spliced from 4 exons. Gene Ontology annotation, molecular function: alpha-galactosidase activity. Lineage: Eukaryota; Fungi; Ascomycota; Eurotiomycetes; Chaetothyriales; Herpotrichiellaceae.